CGGUGGGGUUACUGUGGACGGGGAGAAUAUACCUAAUCUCUAGGAAUCGGAUUCCCGGCUCGGGCCGCCAUCAUCAAUGUAACCUUUUGGGGAUUUUUUUUGAGAAAAGUGGAAUCGCUCCAAUUUGCGUGGAAUACCGUAGGCUAUGUUCUUGCCUGAUUUCCCCCCUAAUAAUGAUACGAUGACGAUGAUGAAGAGUGCAGCGGACGAGCUCGAGUUACCGAAUGGUAAAUUUAGGUACUCCCUCUGCCUGAGAAGAACGGGAAAAAUUUGUGGAGCGAAACGGGAUGGACUUCCCGGGGUCCUGGGAUGCGUCGAUGACAAAUAUCCACGGAAUCAACGUUCGUGGUCGAGGGGGCGGCCGACCUACGAGAGACUCGAAACGACAGGUCAACAAGUCGACACUCAAGCGCUUCCUGAUCGAAUAGUCUUACGAGAAAUUCCCGUAAGAUCGAAUACUGAUUGAGACUGGGGGCUGCACGACAUCGCUGGCUCUACAAUAGGGGCACAUGUGGUGGAUCCCGAUCAACGCAAUGAGUUGGUGUUGGCUUUUUUGCAUCCACAUUUUUUUAUUUUUUCGAAAAUCGCCAAUUCCUAACAAUUCCCUCUUACAAAGGAAUUGUUCUGGUGCUCGUUCCAGUCCAUAUUUUCAACAAUAUUUUCCGCAAGAUAGCAGAGAGCCAAUUUUGAGGGGAUCUUAGGAAAAUCCAUAGUCGCUCUAGAGAAAAAAACAUAGAGGUGAGCAGCGAGGAACGGGGCAAAAUCGUCCAGAGAAGGUGCCGUCGGCCGCGGACAAUCAGCUGCUUUCCCGCAGGAAACUUGCUGUCCGCCCCGCCAACCAGGGUCGGCCAUGUACUCAAGUAGUUAGACGCAUAAGCGAGUUAGCCCUUAUUCGCCCACGAUAUACUUAGAAGUUAGCACCGCCGUCGGGGGGGGAAGAAGCCGUCAAUAGAAUUUGGCCAACACAUCACAAAGCACGCUGUGGUUCACUCUGCCUCACAGGCUUGUGUAACUAAUGGAAUUUCUAACAAACAGCCGUGUUCGAUUUGAGUUGUUUGACUUGGCAAUCCCUAUCAACGACGAACGAAGGAUCUCAAUUUUGCUUUUUAUCACUCGAUGAAUUUUCGAUAUAAACAUCUUUAGCGGCAUGCGGAAAAUUAGCUCCGACCUACAUACAUACAUAUCAUACAUACAUACACGCCGGGUCUGACGCCAAGGCAGAGAGCAAGAAGAAGAAAAUUACCUUACCCUGAGCCUAGUCGUGCGCACGUUCGAAUCCAGUCUUUUAGUACAUAAUGGACCACAGGGAACCAGCUUCCAUCGAAUUUCAUAGCGUUCAGAGUUCUUCUUCCUUUUCUUCUUCUUCCAUUCUCAGUUCAUUCACAUUACAGAAACUUGCAGAAACUGUUUUUAUAAUACUAUUGAACACACUAAAAAUGUUUUGGAACGCUUUGUUUCACCCUUUGCCAUAUUAUACUGCCCCAACUACUCCGAACUCCAGACUUCUCACACCUCUGGUUUAUCUAUACUGGGCGGUGAUAUGUUGUGUUUUAUUGCCUUUGGUACGCAAAUUCGAGAAACUUGAUCCUACUCUGGAUCAUUUACUUAUCACUUGUGAACCAGGCACCUAUCUACCUGUUCACAUCGCUGGUGGGCACAAUUUAUAUCUCGACUCAGAUGGGAUGGCGGUUGAAACAGGUAGAACUUCCCUUUUUUGGAGUUUUCCCUUGGGAGGAUAAUUAAUGGUUUAUUUCUUCGUAGAAGAAACCCGAAGUUAUCGAGGACAUCAAAAAGAGAUAUUUGGGCUCUGUCGCCGUCACCCCCGUCGCUGAGCCUGCUCCCAUGGCUGAACCUACUCCAAUCCCCGAACCCGCUCCUCGGUCUCCUCCCCUGGCCGAGUCUCCUCCUGUGGCUGAGUUCGCUCCUGGGGCCGGGUGUGUCCCCGUGGUUGAAACCGUCCCAACAGUUUCCGAACCAAUACAAACCGUUGUUGUUGAAGUUGUCGAAGUAAGCAUUCAACCAUGCAUGGAAUAUUAUAUCCAGAAACAUGUGUAAGAUAUCUCGUUGUGGGGUACUGAUGGCGACUAAAGGAGAAGGCAAAGAGCGAGGAUGACGCCGUGAUUAUCCCCCAGGCCGUUGUCGAAGAGGCCGAGACCGAAGAGAUUGUGUCCUUGGCCAUUGAACCCGCUUUGACGGUCGAAGCAGAAUCAUCGGUCAAACCUCACGAAUUCACCUUGAUUGUCCACGAGGAGGUUCAGGCCGAGACGCCGGUCAGGGAGACACACGAAGAGAUUCCUCAGGUCCUUGCUGAACAAGAAUCAUUCACUAUGAGGGAGUAUAUUUCGCCAACCGUAGCGGAACUUCUUGAAGAUGUUGAGGAGAAGUUUGCAGCCCUGCUCCAGAAAUCUAGGGAACCAGUUGACAAAGCUAAACAUUUUUGUAGCUGCGUUAUGAUGGAGUCAAAAUCUGCUACUGAGUCGGCGCCCUCCGAUUAUUCCGAGUCAAUUUCUUCUGAUAUCGAGGAAUCCGAUGAGGAUGAAUUGGGCGAGAAGAAUCACAAGGAAGCGCGAAGGUUGGAGGAGAUCAUGGAAGAGGAGGAAGCAGAUGAGGAGAUUUUGAGGAAGGAUCUUGAUGAAAGGGAGGUCUCGGACCAAGAACUUACCCCUCAGGCGCCUGAAUAUACCCCCGUGGUCCAAUUUAAGCCAGAAUUUUCAGUAUUUGUACCCGCUCCACGUGUCUACGGGCCCCCAGCAUUUGGCAUUUGCGAGAAACGGGGCGUCCGUGAGAUUAUUGACCCCCGCGGGCGCCACCCGUGGAUCCGACAACCUGUCUCGGUGUCAAUGGAAGAGUCCUUGACAAGCUCCGACGAGUCGUCCCCAUACGACGACGAAUCCGAGAGGGACGGAAGCCCCCCGAUCAGCCCAAUCUCCAGCGUUGGCGGAACCGGCAAUUGGGGAGGGAUUAUUGAGAGCCUGGAUAAGAUUGUCGAGCUCGACAUCGGAGAAGAGAAGGCCGAGAGUGUGAAGGAUGAUGUUGAUACGCCGGCUGUCCCUACCCCUUUGGCCCCACAAAAGGCGGAGAUUCCACAAGUAACCGAGGCACCCGAGGCACCCGCCCCGGAAGCCAAGGAAGUUUCACCAUGCGUAAUCCCCGUCAAGCCUAUCCUGACUGCUGUAGAGCAGGAGAAGCAAGCAGCAAUUGUUGACGAGCAGAAACCGAUGCUAGUAGUUGAGAUCGCGCCCAAGUUGGAAAGGAGCAAUACCGAUGACUCGGGAUUCGAAAGUGGUUCCGUCAAGGAGGCCAAGGUCCAGAAGAAGAAAAAGAAGGCUCCUAUGAAGCAGCGCCUAGGAAACAAGAGGGGUAAGAGGAGCUGGUAAUUCGACCAUUGAACUCGAUCCUCUAGAAACGUUCAAGUUCCGCCCGGAGUUUUUUUUUCUUUCUCUUUUUUUCUCGUUAUUCAAUAUCGUUAUUUUACAGCAUAUUCAGAGGGUGUCCAUUGGGUGGUUCCAUUUGGGUCAGGUUCCGGGAAGACGGAGGUGGUGGGUGAAGAAAAAAGUUGUCUAUGUUUUCACUUCUGUUACAUGUCGCUCCUUACAGUACUUGCUUGAUUUCUAGGUAUUUUCUUGCGGAGUUCUUUAUCUUUUUUAUUAUAUCGCGGGCGUUAGUAUUUGGCUCUGUUGUUACUCGCAAGUACAUAGUACCUUAGUAUAUUUUCUUUGCGAACGCACAAUAGAUCCAAUUUUUCUCCUCCUACACCCAAACUCUAAACUCUUGUAUAAAAAAUUCCACCGCAUACGCAAAAUCACAUAUAUGACCCGUAAAACUGAACGAAAGAAAAAAAAAAAAGUCAAAAAUCCCGCAGAUUAUGACAACUCCACCUGUCGGCUCCCCAGCCGUGCCUGCCGUAUUCCCAAGGCUAUGACAUAUAAUAGCGCCACGGUACGCUCCCCAGCACCGGAAUCCAAGAGCCCGCGUCCACAGAUCUAACUGGCGGAAAGCCAGUAGACCCCACCGCAGUUCGCUCCCGCAGCCCCCCAGGAUCAUGCGCUUUCCCGCUAUUGGCGCGGAAUGAAAUUGAUAAGGCUCCGUCGUUCCGUUUGCUGGCCGGGCAGUUAGCAGCGGGGUGGAGUGUUGUCUCGCCCUGUUUUGUAUUUCCCGCCCUUGCUGGUUGGCUGGUCGGGUAGUUGGCAGUCCAAUAUCAGGGAGGCUGACUCGUUGCUAGGUUUCUGGCGAAUGGUAGUCCGGACUCUUGGUGGGUGGGGGGUAUAGUAUAAGGUCGGCAAGUGGGUGGGUUUAUUUGAUUUGCGAGGCGAACUGGGGAGUGGGAGAUAGUUUAUCCGGAGCGCUGUAUUCGGGAUGUCCGGGAGUUUUGUUUCCAAGAGGGAAGUUGCUGCCUGCGCGCCUGCGUGCUUGGUUUGCCUGAUGCUGGUUGGGGGAGUGGUGGGUUGGCAGUUUACCGCAGGAAGCGGUACUCGAGUGCAUUUUGCACAUCUUUGAGGUGCUGUUAGAGG
Molecule: messenger RNA, 4511 nt
Organism: Tuber aestivum (summer truffle)
Lineage: Eukaryota; Fungi; Ascomycota; Pezizomycetes; Pezizales; Tuberaceae
Source: the annotation of a GenBank genome assembly